Molecule: messenger RNA, 1190 nt
Organism: Zea mays
Lineage: Eukaryota; Viridiplantae; Streptophyta; Magnoliopsida; Poales; Poaceae
Product: Protein SRC2-like protein
Exons: 1
Coding region: 19-984 (321 amino acids)
Biological process (GO): defense response
Source: RefSeq, marked validated
ACCCGCGAGCUCCCGGCCAUGGCGACGACGCGGCCGCUGGAGCUGACACUGAUCUCGGCCAAGGACCUCAAGGACGUGAACCUGCUAUCCAAGAUGGAGGUCUACGCCGUGGCUUCGCUCUCUGGCGACCCCCGGUCGCGGCAGCGGAUCCAGGCCGACCGCGCCGGCGGCCGCAACCCUACCUGGAACGCCACGCUCCGCUUCGCCGUCCCGGCAACCGGCGCCUCCUCCUCCCUCCACAUCCUCCUCCGCGCCGAGCGCGCCCUCGGCGACCGCGACGUCGGUGAGGUCCACAUCCCGCUCUCCGAGCUCCUCUCCGGCGCCCCCGACGGCCCCGUCCCCGCCAAGUUUGUCGCCUACCAGGUCCGCAAGAUCUCCUCGGGCAAGCCCCAGGGAGUCCUCAACCUGUCGUACAGGCUCGGCGAGGUCACCCAGACGACAGGCGCCAACGGCUACGCCCCCGCCCAGGCCGCCUACACCCAGGCCGCUGCGUACCCGCCUACCUCCGCGUACCAGCCACCGUCCGGCAAGGCCGACACGUACCCGCCUCCUUCAGGCAAGGCCGACGCGUACCCGCCUCCUGCCGCAUACCCGCCGGCAGCCAAGGCCGACGGGUACCCACCUCCGGGCGGCGCGUACCCGCCUGCGGCAGGCAAGCCGGCCAAGGCGGGCGAGCCGGUGACGGCCUACCCUGCCGCCGGUCCCAGCACGGCGGCGCCCUACGCCGCUCCUCCGUCGCAGUACGGCGGUUACGGGUACCCGCCACCGCAGGCCGCCGCGUACGGGUACCCGCCACCGCCACAGGCCGGGUACGGGUAUCAGCAGCAGCCCAAGAAGAAGAACAACUUCGGGAUGGGGCUCGGCGCCGGGCUGCUGGGUGGCGCCGUCGGGGGCCUUCUGGUCGGGGACAUGAUCUCGGAUUCGUCGGCGUAUGAUGCCGGCUACGACGCCGGGUUCGACGACGGCGGUGGCUUCGAUUUCUAGAGCAGCGCAGUGGUGACGUGAUACCGCGCAUCUGAGAGACGAGUUCUUUCGUCUUGGAUCUGACUUUGUGACUUCUUUCGCUUUAUACGCGAUCUGAUUGUUAGGACGAAAUCAAAUUAUGCAUCUUAUAUCUGAUACACUGCAUGUUAUUGAUAUGAUACUGGAAGCGUGACAUUAUAUGAAUGGCACACAGUUUUCUUUUGUUC